This is a messenger RNA of Oryzias melastigma (Indian medaka), 2604 nucleotides long. Its product is annotated as GTPase IMAP family member 8-like. Lineage: Eukaryota; Metazoa; Chordata; Actinopteri; Beloniformes; Adrianichthyidae. Gene Ontology annotation, molecular function: GTP binding. The record is from RefSeq and is a predicted model, not a curated record. The transcript is spliced from 5 exons. Bases 954 to 2045 code for a protein of 363 amino acids.
GGAAAGGUGGUUCCUGUCCAGGGUUAAAGAUUGUUUUAAUCGGGGGAAGAACACUGAAAAAAGGAAGUAAAAGUUCUACUGGGAACUUUAUACUCGGUCAAAAUGUUUUUGACACCAGCAGUAGAACUGCUCAAAGUACAGCGAGACAGAGAGAGGUUCACGGCAGACUAGUGACUGUGGUUGAUACUCCAGGAUGGUGGUGGCACUAUCCACUAGAAGACACUCCAGAACUGGACCAGAUAGAAAUCCAGAACAGUGUCCAUCUUUGUCCUCCAGGUCCUCACACCUUUCUUCUGGUCAUUUGUGUUGAGUUUGAUUUUCCUCUGAUUUUCAAAUCAUUUCUGAAAGAACACUUGGAACUUUUUAAUGCAGAUGUGCUCAAACACACAAUUGUGCUGUUCACUGCAUUUUCCCUGUAUAGAGAGGAAAACAUUCAACAUUUUAUCGAAGAAUUCCCAUCAGUUCAGCAGAUUCUUCAACAAUGUGGAAACAGAAAACAUUUUCUUCAUAUCAGUGACAGCGCUGACAGAAUCCAAGUCUUGGAGCUGUUCAGGAAAAUUGAAGAACUGGUUACAAACAACCUCAACAAUCCUUACUCAGUGGAUGAAACUCAAGGAAUCAUUUUGACACAAAAACUUCAAAGUUUUGUAGAAAAUGCAUCAAGAAGAUGGAACAAAGUGCAGAAAAAAAGACAGAAACUCAGAGCUCUGAUUGAAGGUGGUAAGAACCCCCCUGAUCAUUUAAAGUUGGUCAUAGUUGGUCCUCAGAGGUCGGGCAAGAGUUCAGCUGGAAAUAUUAUUCUAGGAAAAGAUGUAUUUGAUGUGAAUGAAAACUGGGAUUGUCCAAGAACAACACAAUGUGAAAUAGGUCACAGUGUGUUUGUAGACAGACGACUUACAGUUGUUGAUUCUCCAGGCUGGUUUUACAGACAAACCCUUCAGGACACCAAUGAGAUGGACAAACUAGAAAUAGAGAAUAGUUUGUAUAUGUGUCCUCCAGGACCACAUGCAGUUCUCCUGGUGAUUGAGCUUGGAACUGCAGUUAAUGCAACGUACCAGAGAUCAGUUCAGGAUCACAUGAGUCUGUUUGGAGAUGAUGUUUGGAAGCACACAAUCAUUCUGUUUACAAUGAGCGACUGGCUUGGAGUGAAGACUGUAGAGGAGAGGAUAGAGAGUGAUGAAGGGCUGCAGUGGCUGGUGAACAAAUGUGAGAACAGAUAUCAUAUCCUGAACAACCUGGAGGGCAAUAAUAGAGAACAAGUAAAGGUUCUCCUGGAGAAGAUUGAGGAGAUGUGGGCAGAAAAUGAUGAUCCUUAUUAUGAAGUCGACCAGAGAAGAGCAGCAGAAAUGGAGACUCUGAGAGAGGAUGCAGACAAAAGAGCCGAAAAGAUGAAGAAGAUCAUUGAAAGACAGUCAAGAGUACUGAAAGAAAUCUUUAAAGAGGAGAGACAGUCACUCAGUGAGCUCAGAGUUGUUCUGUUGGGUCAGAAAGGAUCAGGAAAAAGUGCUGCAAGAAAUCGGAUUCUGUUCAUGGAAAAAAAUGAAGGUUUUAAGAAGGACAAUGAAGAUCAAAGAGUUUCUGUGAAACAUCAAGGAGAUUUUGAUGGAGUUAAAGUCUCAGUUGUUGAGGCUCCAGGCUGGUACAAAGACACAAAAGCUCCUGACUGGCUCAAACAUGAAGUUCAUCGUAGUGUUUCCAUGUGUGAUCCGGGGCCUCACACUUUUCUCCUGGUUGUUCCUGUUUGUAAUUCAUUCAUUGAAAAUGAUCACAAAGAAUUUGUUGAGCUCCUGAAGCCCUUCACUGAGAAAGUGUGGGCACACUGCAUGGUUCUGUUCACAUGGGGAGAAUGGCUCGGAAAACGCUCAAUAGAGGAUCACAUUGUCAGAGAAGGAAAAGCUCUUCAGGAGUUGUUGGCAAAAUGUGAUAACAGAUACCAUGUUUUCAACUUGGAUUAUUCUAAUAACCCUGCACCAGUCAAAGAUCUGCUUCAAAAAGUUAUUGACAUCUCAACACGAAACAGUGGAUGUUUCUCACAUAAAGACUAACAAAAUAAGCCAAUGGUGACAGAAGAGGAGUGGAAGAAGAGAGAACAGAUGUUGAUUGACAGAAUGAUGAGAGCUUUAGUAAAUGAACCAGAUCAAAGAGGAAUACCAUCUGUUGAAGUGGAAAGAAGCAUGGAUGAUUUUGUUAUUCCUAACAUGAGUGGAGAUGUUAUUUCUGAGUUUGGGAGCAUCUCAGGACUUCAAAGAGGACACAAGAAUGUUUCUGAAUGGCUCAAACAACGUACCAGAUUCUCUGAUGUUACCUCUGUGCUGUUGGCACUGAACAAGUGGCUUUCUACGACAUGUGGUGAAACAGGAAUUAAUUUCAUCAACAACUUUCACAUUUUCUGGGAACGCAAACAUCUUUUUAAAGAAAAUGGAUUCAGUUUAAACAAAUCAGGAGUUAAACUGUUCUCCUCCAAUCUCUUCUACUCCCUGCGUCAUGCCAAGACUGAGAUAAAUUUAUAUCAGUGUCAAGGCCAGACACAGACUGGAUCCACACGAGGAACGGAGCUGCCCCCACUGGAGGAAAACAUCAGAAACGGGAGACCUGCCUCCGAAC